Candida albicans SC5314 is the source of this 795-nucleotide messenger RNA. RefSeq lists its product as uncharacterized. The record is from RefSeq and is a predicted model, not a curated record. Gene Ontology annotation, cellular component: nucleus; cytosol. Bases 1 to 795 code for a protein of 264 amino acids. The transcript has a single exon. NCBI's taxonomy places the organism in Eukaryota, Fungi, Ascomycota, Pichiomycetes, Serinales, Debaryomycetaceae. Gene Ontology annotation, biological process: proteasome assembly.
AUGAAAUCUUCAUCUGGUACUUCAUUGAGGAAGGUAUUCAAUCCUGAUUUGAAGCACUCUACUUUGAUAAUUCCUUCCGUCUCAAUUGGAAAUGUACCACAAUUAGCAAUAGAUUUGUUGAUUCACACUCAUAAUUUGGAGAAAGUAGACAGUUUGGAUGAUUUAUAUUUAUAUCCCUUUGCUUCUCCAGUUGAUUAUGUGACAGAACCAAAGAAGGGAAUAUCUCAUGCUGCUGAAGUUUUCCACAAUAAAGAUUUAAAUUUAACGUUGAUUCAACAACGGUCACCAAUACUACCAUAUAAUACUAAAUUAUACGUGACUAAUAUCAUCAUUCCCUUUAUCACAUCACACGAAUUCGAUAGAAUAUUGAUUUUGGACUCUCUGGAUGCUGGGUUAGUAGAGCAUAUAUCUAGUGGUGGUAUUGAAUUAUACACCAAAGAAGAUUUGUUGAGUGAAUCCUUAGAAUCCAUGAAAUUGAGUAAAGAAGAAUCUACAACAGCUGCACAUGAGGACAAUCGCAAUUCAAAAUACGUUAGAUGUCUUCUUGAAAAUUUUAAUUUAUCUAAUGAUAGCAAUGAAAGUCACAGCAAUGAAUUUAAAGAUGUUGUAAUUGAUCUUUUGGUUAGUUAUGUUUAUGAAGGUGACAACUUUUACGAUGGUGAAAAUUUGGCGAACAAGGUAAAUAGUGUGUUACUGUUACCGGCAGUUCAAAAGUGGGUAAGACCAGUAAGCUGGGCUGGGGUGUAUGGGGAUAAGCCUGUUCCUAAUGCUAUGGAGCAAGGUUUAUAUGGUUGA